UGUUUUGUGAUGUGCGCGGAUCGCGCGCAACUUGUAAACAAUCGCAAUCACAGUACGUACCGCGUUCGUGAAGGAAGAUAUUUUGCAGCAUGAUUAAAAGACCCACUAAGAAGGAUAGUGAAAAUGAGAUCCUGCGCAUGCAGCAGGAGUUUUACGCCGAGCAAAACCGGGACGUGAAUUUCCAACCAGCAGCCAAAGUGGUACGGGUGCAGCGUGAGCCCGAGCAGCCGCUAAGCACCGGCAAUGUACGGCAAUCGGAAUUUGCUAAGCGUCGAGCACAACGACUUCAAACAACGGUGGAGCCUGAGCCGGUGGAAAGUAUGUGCACCGAGGGCGGCCCGGCGGAAGAAACGCCCGAAGAACCGUCCACAGAAUCGUUGGUUAUGGGAGAGGUCGUUGAACGGAAUCCGGAGCAGAUAUUCCACGGUUCCGGUGGCACGCCGAGCGAUGGUUCUUUCCCCAGGACGCUACACAUUACGACGUAUCCGGGCGCAGUAAAACCGAAGGCGAAUGAACCGAGGAAAAGCAUUUUCGCUCAAAUGGUUUCGAAGGGAAAGGGCAACCCAUCGCAGCCGACGCAAUCGACGGAACGCAAGGACAAGAUCGAGUUUGAGGAAGCAACGGGCAGUGCGCUACUCGAAGGAUGGGAUGCGACGGCGAUUCAUAACGAAAACUUGCGCAAACUGAACCAAAUGUCGGUGGAGGAAAUCAGCAAGGAGCGAAACCACCUGUUGAGCACGCUCGAUCCGAAGCUAGUUAAGUUCCUGAAGGCGCGCAAAAAGCCCAAUACUGCGGUGCGUAAUGAACCACUGCAUGAGAGGCAAGGUACCGAGAGCGGUAAAUGUUCCCCGAAUCCCGAUAUCCUCCCGGCCGGUAUGGAAGUGUUGAAGGAAAAGGGAUCCGAACAGUGGAUAAACUUCGACGUACUGGAACCGGAGAAGCUCGAGUGGACGAAAGACAUUGAGCGCAGCGUGAAGGAACUCAAACCAGGCGAAUCGUAUGAGGCCCGUUUCGAUUGGAAGGGUGUUUUGCAGCCGUACGUUGCAGCAACCUCCCAUCCUCAGCAGACAGACGAUCGAGAGCUGUAUCUCCACGGUGAAGAUGCCCAGCGGCCCGGGUACACCCUGCAGGAACUGUUCCGUUUAGCUCGCUCGAACGUACUGCAGCAGCGCAUUUCCGCGCUCGGGGCCAUCGCCGGUAUGCUAAACAUUGUGAACCAAGGUUUCUACGACGGCGUCCUAGAGCUUCCCGUGUCGAAGGUGUUCUUCUUUCUGCGAUUUGCGCUCGACGAAAACACACCGUCCGUGGUGGAGGUGGCGUCCCGAGCAUUGGCCAGCCUGUUCUACAACGACACGGACGAGAUUCUGCUCGAUACCGUGUUCGAUUCGGAGUACGGUAUGGUGCAACCGGAGCUGGCGCUAAACAUCACCCACAGCCACGAAGAGGAACGAUUGCAACAGCAGCAACGCAUGGAGGCAGGCUUCGGGGCCAUGAAUCUGACCGGCGAUGGUUCGCGCACAGCACGCAAAGCACACUUCAAAGCGCACCUACCCGAUCCGGACGAUCCGGACGAUGUGCACAAUCGCGAAACGAUGAACGAUUUCCAUCUGGCCGAAACGGAUCUCGUCGAGUGUUUGGCGCGCACGAACAUUCUCGAGCGCAUCCGGUACAUUUUGUUCGCGAUGAAGCCCGAGGGGGCAACGGUCAUUAAUUGCACCAAGAUACUGAUUCGAUUGGCACGCACCGGUGAACCGCUGGCGUUGAAGAUUGCAACGAACGAAGCGCUGAUCGGGGGUUUGGUGAAAAACUAUCUCACCUCCAUCGAACGCAACGAACGGGAGCAUCAACCACAGCACGUGGUGUUGAAGUUGGUGCGCAUCCUGUGCGGAUAUGGGCGAGGUUUCUACCAGCAGCAUCUGGGCCGCUUCCACGUGGUGAACCUCGCGAAGCGGUACGUCUUCAGCAGAAAGGAUAUCGAUGUGCACAUGAUUCAAACACAGAUGGAAGCAUUCCGAUUUUUCCGUUUGCUGUUGCAAUGCAAUCCGGACGCUGAUUUGUACAACGAACUUUGGCCCGCCCUGUGCUACCUGCUCGAGUGGCACUAUCAGCAUCUCAUUUUCGACGAGAAUGGCCCAUUUAUCAUCCGCCAGCACGCUGUCGCCUUGUUAGCCCUAAUUGGACCCGGGUUGCAGCAGCAGCAGCAGCAGCAGCAGAAGCAACAGGAUGCAGCAGCAGCAGCUUCCUGCGGUGCAAGUGCGCCCGGUCAGCAGCACCGGCAGCUCUGCGAAAAGCUGUUCGCUUGCUGCUCGAAAUGGUUCACGACGGCCGAACGCAACGGUGCUAACGAGUUCUCACAGAAGAUGCUGCUGGCGGGAUGUUUGUGGACGGUGGGCCGAGCCCGUGCGGCCGUCGUCGGGAUGGAACCGUACACGGCGGCGUUCCUGACGAAAUAUCUUACUCCAUUUGUUCGCAGCGGACGGUUCGGUGAAAUCAUCCAAACGCUAAGCUCAUCGUCCCUGGUGCUGACGCACUUUGAAGACCGGACGGCGUAUGGGAUUGCUUCCUUGCCGUCGCUGGGCGCCGUACAGGUGCGCCGUUACCAAACCGUUCCGACACUAAUUGUGACGAGCAGCUAUCCCGUGCUUCUGCUCCACGCGCUGCUCAGGCUGCUGCUGCCGGACGACGGUCAUUGUGCGGCUGAGCUGAAGGAGCUCGUUUUCAGCAGCGCUUCCCAUCGCCAUUACUUGCAGACAGUGUGCGCACGGACGCGCUCAUCCGACGGUGCUGUUAGUUUGAUUGGAAAUUGGUUUGUCCAGACGAUCGAACAGCGUUAUCUACUGGACGUGCUGCAACUGGAGAAUGGUGCCGGUGGCCGCGAAUCCCGUACCACUGCGCUCGAAGAAUCUCCAUCCAAAACGAAUGCUCUUCAGCUCGCUUUCUUCCUAACGUACUCACUCAGUGAAGCGUUCUAUCCUGCGCUGGUAAAACUGUUUGAUGAUAUCAUCUUCCUUCCCGGGUCCUAUAACGGGACGGUCGAACAGCUGGGUGUAACCGGGGCGGACAUGCAACGAUGGAAGCUUAACUACAAACUACUCGCCCAAAAAGCGAUACAGAAUGAGGUCAAUCUUGCCCCGGACCGUCGGGAUGGAUUUACGGUGACGGAAUGGAAACGGCCGCUCCUGCAGCGCACCUGGCCCUACAGUCCGCUCUAUCUGAUGGUGGAUAAGCUGGAGCGGGGCACACCGAAGCUUGAGCUACUUACCGAAACCGCCAUCAUCAGCACGGGGCUACGGUUUGCGGAGCUUGUCGAAGCGUCCGGCAUCUCGCUGGCCACGCCAACCGAACGGCUCAUGUAUCUGAUGGCCGCUUUCCUUGGGCCCGACUCGAAGUUCCUCGAGCCGGAUCUGUCGGCGCUGAUUGAACGGCGGCUCGCGGCCCUUCGAAACGAGACCGCGCCCGGCGACAAUGUGUUUGAUUUCGAAAGGGCAAAAAUCGAGAACCGUAAAAGCUACUACGGGCUGUACCAGUUGGCGCUGGAUGUGUUUCAAAGCUCGAGCUACGGUCACGGCGGGUUCGGGUGUCUUCUGAUGGCACCGCUGGCACAACGGUACGAUGUCCGCUGGCGCAAUAUGGUGUGGUCGGAGUAUGUGGCCGUGCUACGAUUUAUCACCUGCGAGGAGCAUGAGCUGUUUGGUGCGCUGGCACAGUAUCUCGAGCCGGUCGAGACUGACAGCGUGCUGUUACGGUCGUACGGGCAGACACUCAACUCGAACCUGCUACGGCCGGGAUCGAUACCGCAUCGGAUAGCUCAUCACCACCUACAGGCGUACCGGGCCGCGAAGGUGAAAGUGAUGCCGGCAAGGACAGCCGGAGAACCGGAGGACGGGAUGCUGCACUAAUGAAAGGAAGCGGCGAAAGCAUCGGGUGUGAUAAAUAAAGCGCCAAUUGCGAGCUAGUU
This is a messenger RNA of Anopheles stephensi (Asian malaria mosquito), 3958 nucleotides long. RefSeq names its product RNA polymerase II-associated protein 1. The transcript is spliced from 7 exons. Gene Ontology annotation, biological process: transcription by RNA polymerase II. Gene Ontology annotation, cellular component: nucleus. The record is from RefSeq and is a predicted model, not a curated record. Lineage: Eukaryota; Metazoa; Arthropoda; Insecta; Diptera; Culicidae. The coding region runs from base 90 to 3899 and encodes 1269 amino acids.